UUACGCUAAGUAUCUAAACAUGUCGGUUCACAGAUAAAGAAACAAGCAGCCUCAAUUAAAAGUUUUGCGUUCAUCUAUUAAUUCAUCUUUCUGAACGAAAAAAAUACUUUCUGCGUUGUGAUAUUUAUCAAUCAAGUUUUCAGAAUGUCAAGCCAAAGAAGAUCAAGUCGACCAUCCUCAGCUGCAAGCCGGACAUCAAUGUCAGCUCAGUCAGAUGUUGAAACAAAAUUGGAAUGUCGAGCCGCUUUCCUCGGUCGUUAUGAUGACAUAAGGGAUGAAAUUGACUCCAAAGAUGAUCUCAUGACACUUCUACAACAAACUGGAAGAAAUCCAUCGUCAAGGGUGAUAUCAAAAUACUGGACAAGAAAUACAGAAAGUUUAACAUUCGAUGACUUUGUGGACAUAUGUCGCCGAGAACCUGUGACAUCAGAGGAUGAAUUGAUGAGGGCCUUUCGUAAGAUUGAUGUCAAUGGAGAUGGCUACAUAUCUUUGGACGAACUUUUCAAAGUCAUGACCACGAAAGGGGAAAAGAUGUCCAGAUCUGAGGUCAAAGCAAUGAUUGAUGAAGUGGAUGAGAAUAAAGAUGGAAGAUUAGAUUACAAAGAGGGAAACAAAUUCUUCUACACAGAGUUCUCACACAUGGUUAUUUCAACUGCAGAAGAUUACAAAAAGAUGUCUAUCCGAAUGAUGGAAAAGAAAGAAAAGCGCAAACUCAAAAAGAAAGAUGGAGAAGUGACUCCUCGCAGAGAAAGAGAUGAUACUUCUCUCGGUUCCCAAUUGUCUGUACGGUCAUCAGCCUCUGACAAGCUGACAAGUCCUCGCCAAAGAUCGUCCUUAACACAUCCAGAAAUGAAUGCUCAGAAUCGGAAAAGUUCCAGGCAGUCUGUUGCUGCUGAGGUCUUUCACAAUGCUGGCCGCAGACCAUCGAAACAUUCCAUUACCAGUGAAGCUGCAAAUGUUAGCUUACCGAGAAGUGAAUCAAGACAGUCUCUGCUCAGCCAUGACAUGGAUGAUGAGGACCUGUCUAAGGGGCGUCGAGAAAGUCGCCCACGUUCCGCAGGCAGAGCCGGGAGAGGGCAGGAACCCAACAAUAUCAGGGACUGGACUGGUGUAAGCAGCAAAGGCGCGUUUUUCCUGGAUGAUGAGAGUGGCAUGGUCACCCACUCAUACAGCUUGGUUUUGUCAGAGGAUACAGAGGUCUGGAUCACUAUUCAGCCUCUCAGGAUUGGGGAAUCUGGAGAAAGUCUUGAUGGCACCGUCAUUGACACAGCUUUAUUUGUGCUGAAUGCAGACGAUAACUCUUUAGUUGCAUUUACUGAAAACAGGGACAGCAAAGGGAAAUACUCCUUGCGGUGCAGCCUCUCUAUGGGAACGUACACACUGAUCCCAUUCACAACCGGAUGUCGUCUGAAGCCACGGCGUGACACCUCCACUAAAGAUGCUAAGCUCAUCACGAAAGAUAAGGAAGGCAAAAUUGCCCUCACAAGAGCUUUCAGAAAAGCUCUGGAAGAAAUUUUUGAGAUGGCAGAUUUGGAUGGAAAUGGUCUGCUGAGUAGAGAUGAAUUCAAUUGGUAUAACCUUCGCACCAGCGGGGAGGAGAUCGCUGAUGAUGAAUGGCAAGUUGUGGAAGAUAACAUAGAUCUAGAGAAGGGAGAGAUCACCAGAACUGGUUUCUUACGACUGAAUGAAAUGGAAGCAGAUGACAAUGAAGGAGACACAGAGGACUUGUGGAUCACGCUGAACGGCAUGGGAUUCAAUAAGUCUCUCAUUCUCGAUGAGGCAUGCCCUUUCCUGCUGCGGGUGUACGCUGAGGCUUGUGAUGAUCCUGAGCUGACAGUGACUGGCCUUGAUGCCAAUAAAGAGAAAAUUAAUGAAGCAGUUUGUGAAUUGGCCAUUUCUAAGGGAGAGCCCAGUAAAGUGAGAGGCAUGAAAGAUUUGACAAUGUACACUUACUCCAAUGACCACAGGGCCAUGAUUGUUGUCGACAAUAAGUCGAAGACUCGAGUAAAGAUAGAGCUGGACUGCAGCAAACGUCGUGGACUGGUCAGCCACACAGGUUCCUUGGUUGCUGCGGUGACCGCUUCCCCUCAGACAGCAGUGGUUGGCCACCAUAUUCUGCCCCUUGAUGACCGUGGAGAUUUCAGUGUGGUCUGUGAAGAGUCCAUUUUGAAGUGAUUUCCUCAUCCUUGGAAUCUGUUCCCAGCGACAUUCAAGCUCAAGUCAUUCCAUAUUAGGAGUUCCUUCAUUGACAAUUAUUAUAAUUGAACAAAUUGCUUUUUUCUCAGUUCGUAUAAUGAUGGUUGUUAUCAAUUCUGUUUGCGUUAUGUCUAUGUGAAUAAAUGUCACUGGGUAGAUUACUGCCACUGUAAACUGGCACAUGCCCUUUAGUAUACAUACACUGUUGAACUAAAACUGAAAGAUAAAUGUGCGCAUAUAUAAAGUAUAAAGAUUCAGAUCCAAAUUUGUAAAUGUGUAUUUUUUUUCUGGUAAUCAGUUGUUUAUAGCUGAUAUUAUGAAUGAUACCAUUCCUGAAACAAGAAAUACCAAAAUAUAAGAUAAAUGCUUAUAUUUUCACCGAAAUUCUUUGUAACCUUCUAAACAUUCACAAGAUUCAGCUGUUUUUGUUGCUUUAAUGAAGAGAAAAGUUAUACAAGUGUAUAUAUAUAAAAGCAAUUCUGCUAAAACGCCACGCAAGUGGUAAGUUUGUCUUGUCUCAUCCACAGGUGUGAUCUAUCCUGAUAAUUUGUAAAUAAUUACUGCUGUCUACACUUGUAGAGAAAAGAAUAGCGUUUGUUAUUGGAAACAGUUGUACUAGAUUUUUUUGUCUCAGCAAAAUAAACUGUCUGUAACAACAGUGUCUUUUUCAAUGUAUCAUUUGCAAUUCAUAGAUUUUUAUAGUCGUAUUUUUUAGUCAUUAAUAUUCCGUACAUGUUGGUGCUGUACUUUAGACUUUUUUUGUGAAUGUGUCAGGGACAUUUUAUUUGCUGAAAGUGGCCUGUCAUGCAAAACUGGAUGAAGGAGGCCUCCUGGUCUCUCAUUUAAGGUUGAAACACUUUUAACUCACUUGAGCUUCUUCCCAUUUAUUUUUGGGACGCGCAGCCAUCCCAGUGGCAGAAUCCCGUGUAUUUACCGGAUGUGCUUUAUCGAUUGAUAUCUCUAGUGUUUUUCGGUUGCAGGCUACGGGAAGCGUCAAGCUAACAGUUGACCCACUUGUUUCAUUUCAGAAAAAAAAAUUGGUUAUGUGAGGUACUUUUUGAGCGGUAACGGACUAAGUCAGUCACCCCAACAUUGUGAUAGAUGAUUUUAUUACAAAUUGGGAGCAAAAAAAAAUUGCGUAAUCCUGAGACAUUGCCUUUUCAAAUAUUGAUGAAAUAAAAAACUAUUCAGACAAAUGAGAUGCUAUUUUCUUUUUCUGUGAGAGCAUUUCUUUUGUUGCAUUUUAAAAAUUAUGAUAACUUUCACAGUUUUUUUGUGGUUAACGAUUCAAUAUACCCCAAAACUGCCAGGCUCAAGAGAGUUAAUAUUAAACCAUCAUGUUUUAGUCAGACACUAGCAUCUUUGAAAAAAUCCCUCUAAGAUAAAUAUACCCAUCCCUGGCUCGUUUAAAGAAUAAUAGCUCAAUACUAAAACAGCACCUGGACAUGGAUGGCUGGUGCCUCUAUAAAUAAAUCAUUGAUGGUCAAGCUCAAUACUGACACAAUUAAUGCCAGAAAAAAAGAGGUUGUAGGAUAGAAUUUUAAUACAGAAUCGUAACAAAUGAUGAGAACAGGGGGCCAAAUGUUGCAACUUCUUAUGACAGUUUUCAUUGGGAUUUCAGCAUUGACUAAAGUCACAAUUUUUGAUUUUGAUAAACUGGUUGUACUCAUUAGAUCAGUAUUGUACUGGUAGUCAUAGCUGUUUCAUAUUGGACACUUGUAUGAGUUAUAGAUGAUAAUUCAGUUGUGAGAGAAAUACAUGCAUGUCAUGUGUAUUGUUAUAAAAAUGUUUGCUCUAUUCAUGAGGAAAUUAUUUUUUCUCUCUGGAAGAGAUCUGUUUUCAGAAAUGUAAAAGUUCUGCAAUCCCUGUGGUAUCACUAGAAGAUAUCAGUGGUAGUCACAAGAAGAUAUCAGUGGUAGUCACAGUUUGUUAAUGGUAAAAUGAGGCUUCUUCUUAAACAUAAAUUUAUUUUUUUCAUAAAAAGAAAGAAAGAAUCGUUUAUGUACAUUUACUUGUUAAUUUAUUUUGUUUAUACCACAGUAGAACAUAUUUAAGUAUACUAAAUUCAAAUGGGAGAGGAAAUAAAAUUGUAUUUUUAGCAAUU
Aplysia californica (California sea hare) is the source of this 4300-nucleotide messenger RNA. Its product is annotated as EF-hand calcium-binding domain-containing protein 7. Gene Ontology annotation, molecular function: calcium ion binding. The record is from RefSeq and is a predicted model, not a curated record. The transcript has 22 exons. Lineage: Eukaryota; Metazoa; Mollusca; Gastropoda; Aplysiida; Aplysiidae. The coding region runs from base 145 to 2175 and encodes 676 amino acids.